AUGCAAUAUAAUUCCAAGCAGACAGGGAUUGCCACGAUGAAACCGCUGACAGCCUGGCUUUCAGUCGCCCUGGCGCUGACGGCCCAUCUCUCGCACGCCCGGUACUCGAGCCCCAAUUUCAACAAGGGGGGGUUCGGGCCGUGGCACCCGUCGUCGCGGGGACGGCCCAUCCCGCUCCCGAGGGUCUACCAGACCGCGGAGUCGACCCUGAGGAUCGACCCGAGGAGCUUCCACUUCAAUAUCAUUGAGAACGAGUGCGAGACGCUGCAGGACGCGGUGAAGCGCUACAAGACGCUCAUCUUCAAGCCGGCGAACUUCAAGCCGUGCAAGAACGUGGAGGCGACCUGCGACGGGGGCGACUGCCUCAAGCAGAUCGACAUCCAUCUUCAGUCUCCGUGCGAGGAAUGGCCGCCCGUCCGCAUGGACGAGAAAUAUCUACUGCAGCUGAAUACAGACAAGGCGAAGGGAGGAGCGACCUUGUCUGCAUCGAGCAUCUGGGGGAUCCUCCGUGGACUCGAGACCUUCAGCCAGAUCGUCCAUUAUCACGACUGCCAGUUUCUGGUGAACACGACCUUCAUCGAGGACUGGCCCCGCUUCCCCUGGAGAGGCUUGCUCCUGGACACUUCCCGCCAUUUCCUGCCCAAGACGACCAUCUUCGAGACGCUGGACCUGAUGGCGAUGAACAAGCUCAACGUCUUUCAUUGGCACAUCGUCGACGACAACUCCUUCCCCUACGAGUCCGCCCGAUUCCCCUUCCUCAGUAAGAGCGGAUCAUACGGACAAGAACUUGUCUACACGAGGAAGGAUCUCAAGGAUAUAUUGGAGUACGCGAGGCGAAGAGGAAUCAGAGUUGUACCUGAAUUCGACACACCUGGACAUACGCAGUCGUGGGGACGGGACCUGCCGGGAUUCCUCACCCCCUGCGGGGCCGGGAACUCCUGGGCCGCGAAGGAGGACUUGCCCGAGUACGGGCCCAUCGACCCCAGCCGCGAGGAGAACUACGCCUUCCUCUGGAAGUUUUUCGGCGAGGUCCUCGAAACCUUCCCCGACCAGUUUCUUCACCUCGGAGGAGACGAAGUGGAUUUCCGCUGCUGGAGCAUGGAUGAAAAUAUCAGGAAUUUCAUGAAGAAGCACAACAUCUCGGAUUACGAGGGCUUGGAGGGCUAUUACUUCCGAAGGCUCCUUAAACUGCUCGAUGACAUCUCAUCCAAGAAGAAGAACUACAUGGUGUGGCAGGAGGUUUUCGACAACCAAGUUCCCUUGGAUCCCGACGCCGUCGUUCAGAUUUGGAAGGAAAAGUGGGAGAAUGACAUGGCUCAGGUUACACUAGCUGGGAAUCCAGCACUCCUCUCUUCUUGCUGGUACCUGGACUACAUCUCAUACGGAACGGAUUGGGAGGAAUACUACAAGUGCGACCCAGAGAACUUCCCAGGCACCCCUGCCCAGAAACGGCUCGUCCUCGGCGGUGAAGUCUGCAUGUGGGGAGAAUUCACGGAUUCCACGAACGUCCAUUCUCGACUGUGGCCGCGAGGAUCUGUCGCAGCGGAGCGACUGUGGUCCGCGAGGGAAGCGCAAGACGGGGACUUCCUCGCUUCCAGGAUGAACGAGCACCGGUGCCGUCUCCGCCGUCGAGGCUUCCCUGCUCAGCCCAUCAACGGCCCUGACUUCUGCGAGCAUCUGAAAGCACCCUAAAUAAGCACCGGUUUUCUUCACGGUUGUUCAUUUCAAGAUUUGAGCU
This is a messenger RNA of Darwinula stevensoni, 1738 nucleotides long. The record is from the annotation of a GenBank genome assembly. Lineage: Eukaryota; Metazoa; Arthropoda; Ostracoda; Podocopida; Darwinulidae.